AUGAGGGCAUCACACUCCCCCUGGCGAGACCUCAGCGUGUAUGUGCCUCAAAGACGACGCUGGUUUCGAGACACACAACACCAGAGACCCUUCAAGAGAGUCCUCAACAAUGUUUCUGGUGCUGUUCGGCCGGGCAGUUUGGUGGCUCUGAUGGGAUCUAGUGGUGCCGGCAAGUCUACCUUGAUGAACGCCCUGGCUCACCGUACAUCCAGCGGAGUGGUGGUAGAUGGAGACAUCCUGGUCAACAGCAGACGAGUUAACCGCUCUAUGACCUCCCUGGCUGGUUAUGUGCACCAAGAUGACCUCUUCGUCGGCUCACUCACAGUCAAGGAGCAUCUCACCUUCAUGACUCGCUUGAGAAUGGACCGUCGUCGAACGCACAAACAGCGCAUGGCCCGAGUUAUGGAGCUUAUGAAAGAACUGGGUCUGCUGAAGUCCCAGAACACACGUAUUGGUAACCCAGGCCAGGACAAGUCUCUCUCAGGUGGAGAACGUAAGAGACUGGCCUUCGCCACUGAGAUCCUGACGGAUCCUCCGCUGCUCUUCUGUGAUGAGCCUACUACAGGACUCGACUCCUUCAACGCCAGGAAGCUGGUCCGGAUCAUGAAGGACAUGACUAGUCGUGGCAGGACCAUCCUAUGUACUAUACACCAGCCUUCCUCUGAGGUCUUUGCUAUGUUCGACAAGCUCUUACUGCUGGCUGAAGGACGUGUGGCGUACAUGGGUUCCUCAGCAGGUGCACUGGAGUUCCUUGAUAGCCUUGGCCACAAGUGCCCAGCAACGUUCAACCCAGCUGACUACUACAUCCAUACCCUGGCAGUGUUGCCUGGGCACGAACACCGCUCCAGGGAGCGUAUUAAAAGGAUCUGCGACAAUUUCGCUGUUUCCGCUUACAGUAAGGACAUUGACAUUACCAUCCAGUACCAAGAUAACAUGUGCAUCUCAAACUCCGACUCCGGCAACAGUGAACAAGAUGAAAUUUUCUUCAGGAAUAUUCCAGAGAGGCCGGGCUGGCUGGUACAGUUGUGGUGGUUAACAUGGAGGUCACUCGUCGACUCCUACAGGAAUCCUGCCAUACAUUCCAUUAGGAUUCUGCAGAAAAUUCUGAUAGCUUUCCUGGUGGGAAUCUGCUACACCAACGUCAAGCUGAACCAAGCUGGCAUCCAGGAUAUUGAAGGUGUAUUAUUCAUUUUUAUAACGGAGAAUACCUUCCCUUCCCUCUACGGUGUUCUUAAUAUCUUCCCGCAAGAGAUGCCACUCUUCCUCAGGGAGUAUAAGAACGGGAUAUACCGCGCAGAUACUUAUUAUCUCUCUAAGAUGAUUGGUCUGAUCCCAGGCUUCGUGGUUGAUCCUGUAGUAUUCUGCCUCAUAUGCUACUGGAUGGUAGGCCUACAGCGCCAUGCCUACCACUUCUUCAUGACCAUCUUAGUCACCAUCUUCACAGCCAACACUGCUUCAGCCUGUGGUUCGAUGUUUUCUGCCAUGUUUGAGAGCAUCCCGUACAUUAUGCUCUUCCUCAUUCCCUUUGAUGUGGUGCUUCUCAUCUCAGGUGGUCUCUUCAUCAACCUCACGUAAGUGGAAUUAAUUUACAA
Molecule: messenger RNA, 1592 nt
Organism: Cherax quadricarinatus
Lineage: Eukaryota; Metazoa; Arthropoda; Malacostraca; Decapoda; Parastacidae
Source: RefSeq, a predicted model, not a curated record